GGCCUCGCAUUUCCCUAGUUUCACCAUCCAUUGCCAUUAUCGCCUCCUCUUACACCAUCGUUCUCCUAUCUCAACAAUCUUUCAAUCAGCCUUCAACCGGUCCUACUACAAGGCAGUGGCAGAUCAUAAAAAAAGAGAAGGAAGAAAGACAAAAAGAAAGCGACUUGGUUGGAGGAGGCCUUACUCCGCAUUUGCAAUGGGAAACGUCUCGUCUGUCGAGACGCUGACGUCUCACGAUCCCACUUCUCGCCAUGUCGUCACAUCGAAGCCGACCAAGAGACAGCCCCAGAAGCUCUCCAAGCCGCGUGUUGGCAACCACGUUGCAUCUCGCAACCAGAGCUCCUUCAUUGCUGUCUCCCCCUCGUCCAGCGCCUCUCAGUUGCCCACGAAUCCCAACGUGGGCCCUCUGGCGACCCGUCCUCAUUCAGCCGUGCUCAUUCCUUCUUCUUCUUCCUCGCCGAUGCACUCGCCAGCCCCCCCCAGCCUAGUCUCACCGGCCGCAAUGCCUGGGUCGGAGGCGGGAUAUGGAGCCUCCACUACGCCUCAGGACCGGGAGAUUUCAUCGGGCUUGUUUCGCUCCAAAAGUACUUCAGCGAACCGUCCUACGAGGAGGAGCACAUGGUCAACACCCUUAUCAGGUGUCACACCGAAGCGGGCCAACACUAUGGAUUGUCAAAUGUCCGAAGCUACUUUGGAGCGCCUGCAGCCUCAGGACUCACCCAGCCCGCCGAUCCCCCGUGUGCAUUCGGUCGCGUCUCUUCACGCCCCUGUGCGCCGCCGUAGCAUUUUACGGACUCCUGGACUAGCUACUCGAGCUGCAACCGAAGAGACAAUGCCCCGAAAAUUCAGCUUCAGGCAGAGCCAUCCUGCCACGCCAGCCAGUACUCGCUCGAGGUGCGACUCCGUGGUCUCGACCCCGAAUUAUUUGUCUUUGCCUUCGCCCUGUCUCAAUCCACGUGUCCAGGUGGACAUCGUGCAGACCCCUUCCGAGGCGGAAUACAAGCAAUUGGGAGCUAUGCAGUUUGGCUCCUUAAGAAUCACCAACGGAACGGCCAGCCCUGCCCCAAGCACCGAGGGUGAGGCCGUGGAUAAAGGUCAAAGCCAGGGUGUGACAAUGAAGCCGGGACAGGUCCAGAGCGCAGGCCACGCCGAGAAUCAGAUGGAGGGCUUGGCCCUUAUGCAACCCGAGCCAUCCAAAGAUGCCUUGCCUCUAGUUGUCUCGGAAGUUGAAAUGAGCGAAUACGGACACGCUAAUGUCUGGUCAGAGUCGGAAGGUUUCUCCAACGAGGUGCCUGAGAUUCGACAAGAUUCAACACCAAGUCCCAUCGUACGGGAACAACGCGACAAGUCGGACAAAAGGGCGCAUCUCGAUUUCCCCCAGGCUGACAGCGGCAUUGUCGCUAAUCCGACGGAUUAUGUACCAGGGGUUCUUUCUAAGACAGACUCCGGAUACAGCUCCGCUACGUCUUUGAGGUCGCUGCGCUCCAAGUCCAGCAAAAAGGGAAAUGGUCUUGGUGCCCAAGAAACGCACAAAGCUGAAUCUGAAGUGUCGGAUGGUUCGUCGUCCACUGCUGAGGGCAGAAUGUCGACCAUCUUAGCAGAUUGGAAGUCUCCAGGCUUAGCGGCGGCGGAAAUGCCUCCCUCCGAACAGCCACGAGAUGGUCACGCGUCUGUUACCGGUCAUAAAAACACCGGAGUCGUCCCCCAUCCCCAAGGACAUGGUGCCUCUCAGCCAAGGAAACUGCGUCGCAAGAGCCAGUCUCUGUUGCUUACUGCUAGCCAUGGGCGACCAGGACUUCUGUCUUCCCAGUCUGAACAUCCGGGGUCUCUGGGCUUGGACGAUUCAAGCCCGAUCUUGAAUGUAGAACCAGGCCCCAGCAAGAAAUACAGAUUCCAGUGGUUGAUGGGUGGCCCCAAAGCGAACGGGCACCCCGCUCUACAACCCAUGCCGGGGAACAGGAAGACAAUGGUUUCAGUUCUCCAAGACUCGGGUCCCAAUUAUUCAAAGCACGGCGACCAGCUCUCAAUAAUUGACAGACGUGCCACUCUACAUUCCCCACGGAGCCGAGACACACUCCAGACGAUCUUGAGCGAUGGGAGCGCAGGACUUCUGGGAGACACAUCCGUGUCCAGGGCAAAACCGCAGCCUAGCACCCGUGAAGGAUCGAAAGUGCUCCGCCGUCACUCCUCCCAAUCAUCGUCGACCACGCCGCUGUCACUAUCCUUGACUCCAAAGCCGAGCAUCCGUCGAAAGCCUUGGUCAUGGGGACAAAAGUCAAAGGCGGAGGAGGUCCAGCUACUUGAUGGAGGUGACUGGGUCAAGAACAGCUUCGAAUCCAGCGUUACUAGCAUCGACUCGAUCAGCAGCAGUGUGGGGAAGAGCGCUUUCGACCAGGCUUUUGCGGCCAUGUCUGACAAGUCCAACGAUGAGUUGCCGCCUUCAAAGCUAUCAUCCAUGACGAUGCCUGUCCCGACUGAGCGAAUCCUGAAUUUGAGGAGGAAAUCGUCAUCAGGAUCCAGGUCUCCCGGUCGCAUCUACGUCUCGUCUUCUCGAAGCUCACCAAUCCCCGAAGUCCCCGGCAUGCCGCCGCAGAAUGUCACCAAAGCAAAGACGCCUCCUCCCGUCAGCUUGCGGCGGCACAACUCCAAGGCAUUUCGGCUGCCACGACGACCGCAAUCCACUCCUGCCGACCCAACUCACAGAAACUCUGAUCGGCCUUCCAGUCGAGGCAGUUCCAACAACGAGAAGGGACCAGCGCCACCACCAGUACCUCCAAUGCCCUCGAAGAAACCGGCUCAGUAUCCAGAGCUUCAGCACCUCAAAACGUCUGCCAACCCGGACUACGAUGCAUGGCGUCCAAAACAGCUUAGUCGCCGGCACUCGGUAGGGGACAAUGCCGGUGCCGCCCCCGAACUCCGCCGACCUGCGAGCGCGGAUCAUGGUGCAGGGCUGGGCCGGCCAACCGGCCCGCGUCAACGUGCCAGUUACGAUGGUCUGGGCAAGGACCGUCAGCGUUGUCAAUAUGAUCCACCGCAAACCAGGCACAAUCCGGUGUCGCAGAAUCCGACGCAAAGCGGCAGCUACUAUCAGAAUCAACUCUUGCGAAUUGAGCGAAAUUCGUUGGGCGAUGAGCCAUGGAGGCAGCAGAGGCACUCGUUCGGCGGCCGGGCCAGACACUCUCGUGCCGGGGUACAGGGGACCCAGGGGCCCUACCGGAUCCUUCACAGCUAUAAUUCACCGGCAUACCGUAAUGUUCCAAUCUGGGGUUGAAUAAUUCACCGGCAUACCGUAAUGUUCCAAUCUGGGGUUGAAAACCCGAAAUAGUUGACUUGAGAGACUGUUCUUGGCACCAUUGACCUUGACUU
Molecule: messenger RNA, 3366 nt
Organism: Sodiomyces alkalinus F11
Lineage: Eukaryota; Fungi; Ascomycota; Sordariomycetes; Glomerellales; Plectosphaerellaceae
Exons: 1
Coding region: 197-3271 (1024 amino acids)
Source: RefSeq, a predicted model, not a curated record